CGGCCUCAAAUCGUAAAUCUCGGUGUGGGUAGGAGUGCAACGAUGGGAUUUGGCCGCAAUGCUGCCGAGCCCGAGUGUUUCUGCAACGUUAUCCAGGAGAUUUGCGCUUGCCCAAGAGGGAGUUGACGGGGAGAGUCCCAACUGGUUCCUUCAGUAACGCCACCCUGGCAGACUAUAUAACUUGUGGACAAGACUCUGCUUUGUUGAGUUCUUCCUACCAGUCUUGACCAAGACCAUUCUGUUGAGCCCAAUCAGAAAUGCGUUACCGAACAGCAGCUGCGCUGGCACUUGCCACUGGGCCCUUUGCUAGGGCAGACAGUCACUCAACAUCGGGGGCCUCGGCUGAGGCAGUUGUACCUCCUGCAGGGACUCCAUGGGGAACCGCGUACGACAAGGCGAAGGCCGCAUUGGCAAAGCUCAAUCUCCAAGAUAAGGUCGGCAUCGUGAGCGGUGUCGGCUGGAACGGCGGUCCUUGCGUUGGAAACACAUCUCCGGCCUCCAAGAUCAGCUAUCCAUCGCUAUGCCUUCAAGACGGACCCCUCGGUGUUCGAUACUCGACAGGCAGCACAGCCUUUACGCCGGGCGUUCAAGCGGCCUCGACGUGGGAUGUCAAUUUGAUCCGCGAACGUGGACAGUUCAUCGGUGAGGAGGUGAAGGCCUCGGGGAUUCAUGUCAUACUUGGUCCUGUGGCUGGGCCGCUGGGAAAGACUCCGCAGGGCGGUCGCAACUGGGAGGGCUUCGGUGUCGAUCCAUAUCUCACGGGCAUUGCCAUGGGUCAAACCAUCAACGGCAUCCAGUCGGUAGGCGUGCAGGCGACAGCGAAGCACUAUAUCCUCAACGAGCAGGAGCUCAAUCGAGAAACCAUUUCGAGCAACCCAGAUGACCGAACUCUCCAUGAGCUGUAUACUUGGCCAUUUGCCGACGCGGUUCAGGCCAAUGUCGCUUCUGUCAUGUGCUCGUACAACAAGGUCAAUACCACCUGGGCCUGCGAGGAUCAGUACACGCUGCAGACUGUGCUGAAAGACCAGCUGGGGUUCCCAGGCUAUGUCAUGACGGACUGGAACGCACAGCACACGACUGUCCAAAGCGCGAAUUCUGGGCUUGACAUGUCAAUGCCUGGCACAGACUUCAACGGUAACAAUCGGCUCUGGGGUCCAGCUCUCACCAAUGCGGUAAAUAGCAAUCAGGUCCCCACGAGCAGAGUCGACGAUAUGGUGACUCGUAUCCUCGCCGCAUGGUACUUGACAGGCCAGGACCAGGCAGGCUAUCCGUCGUUCAACAUCAGCAGAAAUGUUCAAGGAAACCACAAGACCAAUGUCAGGGCAAUUGCCAGGGACGGCAUCGUUCUGCUCAAGAAUGACGCCAACAUCCUGCCGCUCAAGAAGCCCGCUAGCAUUGCCGUCGUUGGAUCUGCCGCAAUCAUUGGUAACCACGCCAGAAACUCGCCCUCGUGCAACGACAAAGGCUGCGACGACGGGGCCUUGGGCAUGGGUUGGGGUUCCGGCGCCGUCAACUAUCCGUACUUCGUCGCGCCCUACGAUGCCAUCAAUACCAGAGCGUCUUCGCAGGGCACCCAGGUUACCUUGAGCAACACCGACAACACGUCCUCAGGCGCAUCUGCAGCAAGAGGAAAGGACGUCGCCAUCGUCUUCAUCACCGCCGACUCGGGUGAAGGCUACAUCACCGUGGAGGGCAACGCGGGCGAUCGCAACAACCUGGAUCCGUGGCACAACGGCAAUGCCCUGGUCCAGGCGGUGGCCGGUGCCAACAGCAACGUCAUUGUUGUUGUCCACUCCGUUGGCGCCAUCAUUCUGGAGCAGAUUCUUGCUCUUCCGCAGGUCAAGGCCGUUGUCUGGGCGGGUCUUCCUUCUCAGGAGAGCGGCAAUGCGCUCGUCGACGUGCUGUGGGGAGAUGUCAGCCCUUCUGGCAAGCUGGUGUACACCAUUGCGAAGAGCCCCAAUGACUAUAACACUCGCAUCGUUUCCGGCGGCAGUGACAGCUUCAGCGAGGGACUGUUCAUCGACUAUAAGCACUUCGACGACGCCAAUAUCACGCCGCGGUACGAGUUCGGCUAUGGACUGUCUUACACCAAGUUCAACUACUCACGCCUCUCCGUCUUGUCGACCGCCAAGUCUGGUCCUGCGACUGGGGCCGUUGUGCCGGGAGGCCCGAGUGAUCUGUUCCAGAAUGUCGCGACAGUCACCGUUGACAUCGCAAACUCUGGCCAAGUGACUGGUGCCGAGGUAGCCCAGCUGUACAUCACCUACCCAUCUUCAGCACCCAGGACCCCUCCGAAGCAGCUGCGAGGCUUUGCCAAGCUGAACCUCACGCCUGGUCAGAGCGGAACAGCAACGUUCAACAUCCGACGACGAGAUCUCAGCUACUGGGACACGGCUUCGCAGAAAUGGGUGGUGCCGUCGGGGUCGUUUGGCAUCAGCGUGGGAGCGAGCAGCCGGGAUAUCAGGCUGACGAGCACUCUGUCGGUAGCGUAG
Messenger RNA from Trichoderma reesei QM6a, 2492 nucleotides. RefSeq names its product glycoside hydrolase family 3 (gene cel3a). The transcript is spliced from 3 exons. The record is from RefSeq and is a predicted model, not a curated record. Gene Ontology annotation, biological process: glucan catabolic process. The coding region runs from base 258 to 2492 and encodes 744 amino acids. Gene Ontology annotation, molecular function: beta-glucosidase activity. Lineage: Eukaryota; Fungi; Ascomycota; Sordariomycetes; Hypocreales; Hypocreaceae.